AUGGCAUCAACCGCAAUACCGGCAUAUUUCGAGCUGAGCUGGGCCAUCCUCAGCACCAUCGGGCUCAACAACGUCCUCGUCGGCCUCAUGGUCGCCGGCAUCACGGGCGGGUUCUCGGUCGUCGUCCUCGUGCCGAUUGUCGUCUCCGCCGCGUGUGCGCUGGCCAACGGCUUGUGUUACUACGCCUUUUACGCUGACUACCCCGCCGUCAAUACGGCUGUCGCUUCCGCGUUCGCGGAUCUCGCUUGGCUGAUUCAAGAAGCUGGACUCUCCUUCUACAGCUACGCGAUCCUGGUCCGUAUCCUCCGCGGCGUUGAGCGCACCAUCUUCAUGUCGCUCUUCUGGACGCUGGUUCUCGUCAUCACGGCCGUCCGCCUCGGCAUCAUGGUGGUCCGCGUGCGCUUCAUCCUCGACGACAACCACUCCCCAUCCCUGCAGCGGACGGUCGACCACCUGCACGUGGGAUACUUCACGGCCAUCGCGGUGGUCGAAUGUGCGAGUGCCGUUUUCCUGCUGAGGACAUUCCGUGCGGCGCGCCGCACGUCGGUCACGACCACGCUGGGGCGCGGCGAGCUGUUCCGCUACCUCAUGCGCAGCACCGAGAUCCGCCUCGCCACGCUGGCCCUCAUUGGCGUCAUGCGCGCUGUGACGUACUCGUUCCAGAACACGGCGCAGAGCGCAGAGGGGGUGGCGGGCCAGCUGGAUCGGUUUGCGUACACGCUGGAGUGUCUGUUUCCCAUCGUAAUGUUGUAA
Molecule: messenger RNA, 753 nt
Organism: Ilyonectria robusta
Lineage: Eukaryota; Fungi; Ascomycota; Sordariomycetes; Hypocreales; Nectriaceae
Exons: 2
Coding region: 1-753 (250 amino acids)
Source: RefSeq, a predicted model, not a curated record